Messenger RNA from Cataglyphis hispanica, 1736 nucleotides. It is a transcript of the gene MFS18, whose product is annotated as solute carrier family 17 member 9. Lineage: Eukaryota; Metazoa; Arthropoda; Insecta; Hymenoptera; Formicidae. The coding region runs from base 446 to 1723 and encodes 425 amino acids. Gene Ontology annotation, biological process: transmembrane transport. The transcript has 9 exons. Gene Ontology annotation, molecular function: transmembrane transporter activity. The record is from RefSeq and is a predicted model, not a curated record.
AUGUCAUUGCAUUGUCUCUGCCAAUCAAAAACUUCAUGUUCCAUGAUGCAUGGCGCGUCAUGCGCAUGUCGUUGCAUUUUGUCGAUAUGACAGAUUUUCUAACCUAAAAUUGUUGUCAACUUUAACUAUUAAUAUCUCGCUUCAUGGUGCAAAGCGACACUUUUUUCUGUUAUAUUCGUUUUGUGCAAAAACGCAUCGAAUGAACAUAAUUUUAUAGAUAUUCGAGGUGAUAGCGCUAAACUGAAUAGUUACCAAAAAACCAAAUUGUGACAGUAGUCGCCUGUUAAUCGAAUAGUUAAAGUUUUGAUGACUGGCCACACACUAAUCGAUUAAUAAAUAUUCAAUGAGAAUCACGAUGUGUUUUGACGAAAAAAAAGACGAUAUUUUAAUAAAUUGAUAUUAAGUUAAAACUAUUGUUUUGAUAAGCUUAACUAAUCCGCGAAUAAUGCAAUUACAAAUUUCGCUGGAUAUUCCAUUGGAUGACAGAAGUGGAUCGUCGUGGCCGAGGAAAGAAAGGCGGAAAUGGUUUAUGUCAUUGUUAUGUGGAACAUGUUUGAUAUAUGCCUCACGUACAUCUAUCCCUUUAUUGAUGCCAAUCAUCAGUAAAGAAAAGCAUUGGUCAAAACCUGAAUCUGGUAUUAUAUUGUCGAGCUUUUUCUGGGGAUAUACGUUGACGCAAGUGAUCAGCGGUUAUAUUAGUGACAGAAUUGGAGGGCAGAAAGUAUUAUGGAUAUCCGCUCUCGGUUGGUCGGUAACGACCUUUUUCAUGCCAGAAAUUAUAGAAUUUUUUUCCAAUGAUCAGACUUCCGUUUUGCUUGUUGCAGUGGUGAGAAUGAUAAAUGGAGCAUUUCAAGGAAUGCAUUUUCCCAGUAUGAUUAGCUUAAUUAGUCAACGUUUGCAUGAGGCUGAACGUGCCUCUUUCUUUAGUUUGUUAACAUCAGGAUCUGCUCUGGGUACAUUACUUACUGGAUCAUUAGGCUCUUAUCUUUUGGAGAAUUAUAACUGGAUGACUGUCUUUCGAAUCUUAGGGGGCAUGAGUUUGGCAUGGACAACCUUAUUAAGCUAUCACAUCCUGCCAUUUAAGGAAAGAACUAUUUCUACUAAGUCAAAUACUAGCUACUCUUUGCCUUGGUUCAAGCUUUUAUCAAAGCCUCCUUUCUGGUCCUGUGUUAUUGGACAUGCUUGUCAAAAUAAUUGUUUCUUUGUAUUACUUUCAUGGAUGCCUACAUAUUUUCAUGACAUAUUUCCCGAAGUUAAGGUUUGGGUUGUUAAUGUUAUACCAUGGUUAUCGAUGCUACCUUGUACAUUUUUGGGAAAAGUUAUGUCAGAAAGAAUAAUAAAAGCGGGUUAUUCUGUGACUUUAACGCGCAAAACAAUUCAAACGAUCUGUUUUGUCACUGAAAUUGGGAGUCUCUUGUUUUUGACAAAAGUGAAAAACUUUCAAAGCGCAGUAUUGUGUCUUGCACUGAUUAUUGGUGGUUCCGGCUUUCAUAAUAAUGCUAUUGCUGUAAAUCCUUCGGAUCUUGCACCAAAACAUUCCGGCAGUGUAUUUGGUCUGAUGAAUACCGUUGGUGCGAUACCUGGUUUUCUCGGUGUAUAUUUUUCCGGAUACGUUUUACAUGUAACACAUAGCUGGCCUGUUGUAUUUUUACUUAUCGCUAUUAUCAAUGCUUUAGGAUGUGUAACAUAUAUAUUAUUUGGCUCGGGUCAAGCAAUUAUAUAAAUUAUAUCCUGUA